Molecule: messenger RNA, 1242 nt
Organism: Coniophora puteana RWD-64-598 SS2
Lineage: Eukaryota; Fungi; Basidiomycota; Agaricomycetes; Boletales; Coniophoraceae
Product: phosphoribosyl pyrophosphokinase
Exons: 7
Biological process (GO): 5-phosphoribose 1-diphosphate biosynthetic process; purine nucleotide biosynthetic process; ribonucleoside monophosphate biosynthetic process
Cellular component (GO): ribose phosphate diphosphokinase complex; cytoplasm
Molecular function (GO): ribose phosphate diphosphokinase activity; magnesium ion binding
Source: RefSeq, a predicted model, not a curated record
CCAUGUUCCACGGAAACUCCAUUAGACUCCUGGCCGGUAGCAGCCACCCCGCCCUCGCACAGGCGGUGGCCGAGCGGCUCGGCGCCCCUCUCACCUCAUGCGUCCCCGAGCGCUUCUCCAACGGCGAGAUCAACGUCAAGAUCCAGGAGUCCGUCCGCGAAGAAGACGUCUUCAUCCUCCAGUCGGGCUGCCGCGACGUCAACGACAACCUCAUGGAGCUGCUCAUCCUCGUCUCCGCGUGCAAGACCGCCUCCGCGCGGCGCAUCACCGCCGUCAUCCCGUGCUUCCCGUACGCGCGCAUGGACAAGAAGGACAAGAGCCGCGCGCCGAUCACCGCCAAGCUCGUCGCGAACAUGCUCGUCAGCGCGGGGUGCGACCACGUUAUCACGGUCGACUUGCACGCGAGCCAGAUCCAGGGGUUCUUCGAUAUUCCGGUGGACAACUUGUUCUCGGAGCCGCUGAUGAUCACGUACAUCAAGAGGCAUAUUGAGGAGUGGAGCAACAGCAUCAUCGUCAGUCCCGAUGCCGGCGGUGCGAAGAGGGUGACGGCGAUCGCGGACAAGCUCGGUGUCGAGUUCGCGCUCAUCCAUCGGAAACGUGAUGGAAAGUCGGAGAACGCGCCCGAGCGCAUGGAGCUCCUCGUUGGCGACGUCCAUGACAAGGUCGCGAUCCUGGUGGACGACAUGGUUGACACCGGCCACACUCUUUCUCUUGCUGCACGCACGUUGCACGACAAGGGUGCUCGCAAGAUUUACGUCGUCAUCUCGCAUGGUUUGUUCGCGGAAGCAGACAUGAAAGCGCUCGAGGCGCUUCCUGUGGAGCAGAUAGUGGUGACAAACUCGAUCCCGCAAAAAGAGCACAUGGCCCAGUGCUCGAAGCUCGUCACGAUGGACAUCAGCCCGACGAUCGCGGAGUCCAUCCGGCGGACGCACAACGGCGAGAGCAUCAGCCUGCUCUUUGGCGAGUGGGCCGAUGGGCGCGGUGUCGAGACGAUACAGUAGUUCUCAGAGCCAGCUAAUUCGGAGAGCGACUACUUAGCCUCGUUCGCUUUCUCCCGCACCCACUGGUCCAUCGCCCGCUGGCGCCUUGCUAAUCCGAUCCUUGGACGCCGUCUUGAUUAUUAUUGGUGCUGCUUGUGUAGUAGCUAGUCAAAACAGCUCCGGAUGUGUAGAGCUUUGCCACAGAAAUAGAAGAACGGCGUUGUAAUAUCUUUGGAUCGUUUCUUGUUUUGUUCCCGAUCUU